Desarmillaria tabescens is the source of this 1197-nucleotide messenger RNA. RefSeq lists its product as uncharacterized. The record is from RefSeq and is a predicted model, not a curated record. The transcript is spliced from 5 exons. Lineage: Eukaryota; Fungi; Basidiomycota; Agaricomycetes; Agaricales; Physalacriaceae. Bases 1 to 1197 code for a protein of 398 amino acids.
AUGAGCUCCGAUCUCGACUUCAGCUUCUCCCAUCUCCUCCGCGACUGCGUUGAUCACGAGGAAACCCUUGAUCCCCUGGAUGCAUACGAUCCCUUCGACCUCAACGAACCCCCCCCCUUCGGCACCCACGACGCCAGAACCCAUGACGGAAUCCACGCCGCUGCCUCCACUGAAAAGAAUCAAAGCCAUGCCAACCGCAAAAAGCAGCGAGCCAAACAGCGAGGAUCCAGCCAGCCCUAUGGCUAUCAAGUGUGCCCCAAUACACAGCGCAAGCACCAGACCCACGUGGAGGAGAUCCCAACCAACCACGCCACUGAGGGUGCCCCAGCAGCAUCCUCCGGGUACGUCGGCAGGCGCCUUGAUGAGGGGUGGAAACGAUCCAGUUGCAUUGCGGGAUUUAGUGGGCCCGAACAGCCUGUUACAAAUCCCCCUCCCCGCCUCAUUAAGAUCCCCCUCCCCCCCUGCAGAACCGCGACUCCCGUCACCGAUGGCGAGGGGCGCGUCAUCGCCGUUCUAGCAGGGCAGCCUGAUGAUCCCAGCUGGGAUGGUGUACAUACCUCGGCCGCCGACCUCUUGGAUCAAACUCGACGCGAAUGCAAUUUCUCACGUAAGCAGCGGAUGCAUCGGCGCGGCCGCUACUCUGCCCUCUCAGCGAUCUUUCAAAUAACGUACCUACAGCACCCGCAGAAUCUUCACCACGAGGGCGCUGCAGCACUGUGUCCUCGCCACCCUCCUCAACCACAUUGCCUUCAUACGCCUAGCGGGAUUUGCCUCCAGGCGCAUUUGCCGCGUGGGCCCCGCCCCUCUUUCAAUACUAUGCCGAACACCUCAAGGCCCUUCUCCUCAGUGACUGACAGCCUUAUCCUCAACUUUGCCAACAGCAUUUUCUGCGCGUGCACGUUUAACUUUGGGCCCAAGACCGCUACCUUUGAACAUACGGACUCGGGAAACCUACCCUUCGGUUGGUGCUCAGUAACAGCGCUCGGUCGCUUCAACCCCAAGCAAGGCGGUCACCUAAUCCUGUGGGACCUCAAGCUGGUAAUUGAGUUCCCCCCCGGAUCUACCAUACUAUUCCCAUCCGCCAUCCUCCGCCACUCCAACACACCCAUCAGGCUGUGGGGAAACAAGGUACUCAUUCACGCAGUAUACGUCGGGGGGGUUGUUUCGCUGGGUGGAUCAGGGCCUUCAGUUGAGUGA